AUGCAAACGGCGAGCACUCCAGCUCCUUACCAUCCAACACAUCCUCCAAUACAAAAUGGAUACCAGCCCCUCACAGAAUCUGAAAUUUAUGCCAUCAAACGACAGUACUUGGGACUACUUCCUCCUCCACAGAUAAUAGAUAUCUGCCUUACAUUUGAGGCUCAUGCGCCCCUCCAUGUAAAAAGUACUGUGUGGCCGUAUGAUAUUCGAGCCGCAAUUGCAGCAAUCCAGACCCAAAAUGCACAGAUAUCUCAGCAUGCACCAGCUCAACAAUCGAGCCCUCCAGUGGACUCUGGGGAUCAAUCUAAAUCUACAUCACCGCCAAAUGAUUCGCCUUCAGACACAGGAGACAAAACUGCUUCAUCCUCUUCUGAGCAACCGCCAGUUCCCUCUGUAACGCAUGGCCCGAUCUCUGGUAGUGCGACACCUCACCCGUCUACGGCAGCUCACCCACCGCCACAAUCCCUUCCGCACUAUCCACACCAACCUUAUUACCAUCCUUCCUAUCCACAUGCUCCUUACUAUCCCGCGCCACCCCAAGCACACUAUAAUUUCCCCCAUCCAUAUCCCCCUUACCCUCACCCACCUCCGGCUCAAUACCAACCAAACCCGCCUCCACCGCCUCCGCCAAGUCACGCACCAUCGUUAUUCACGAGUGUACCUUUAGCACAUUCUUCAGAACCAUCCUCAUCAUCAAAUAACGUCGAUGACCUCCCCAGUUACGAAGAAAUGAUUGUAGAGGCACUGAUAGAUUUUGGGGAUCCAGAGGGGUGUGCACCAAAGGCCCUCUUUAGUUGGAUGGCGUCACAUUACCCGUUACAGUCGAAUUUUAGGCCUUCAGCUAGCCAGGCCCUCCAAAAGGCCUUCAAACGCGGACGUCUAGAAAAAGGGAAUAAUGGUAAAUACAGAUUGAAUGUCAACUGGGAAGGUGGGAAUACUUCCAAGAGAACUACUCGUCGUCCGCAGACUCACGCUCAAACUGCAUUAUCUGCCCAUCAGGGACAUGCAUCAUCACCUUUCACUCAUAUUCCCCUUGUCCAUGACGUAGAUGCCGGUACAUCAUCGUCUCAGCCACAUGCCUCCGCACAAGGUCAACCUGGCCAUCCUUAUGGCUUUGGUUAUCCAGGGUCAUCCACGUCUGCGGCAAAUCAUCACCCUCAGCCUACUCCGUCGGAAACACAAACUACCGAAAGCCAGGUUCGAGAAGGCAGCGAUGCCUGGGAAGCGGCCCAAAAUAUUCUCAAAGCCAUAAAUUUUGGACAAUUGUUUCAGAUCUCCAACGAGGAUGGAGCGCCAAUACAUGCAGAUUUCGCGACGGCAGCUCAAGCGCCACCUCCAGUAUUUGCCGGUUCCGUCGAGGUAUCGUCGACAUUAGAUAGCCAACCAGUUUCGACGAUUGCGAGCACAUCUCUGCCAUCUCGUAAUACCGAGACUUUAUUACGCACUGAGUUGAACAGCGAUGAAAGAGCAGCACUGCAGGCUGAGCUUGCCCUCUUAGCCGCUCAACUGGCGGAGUUUGCAGAUGUGAGCGAGGACGAGCUAGCCCAAGACCUCAACCCUCCCAGAAGCAUCGAAGAGGGCUAUGUUUCCGUUGCGACUGCAAAAUCACACGAUUCUCCUGAUUCCGCCCAACCUCCUGCGGACCAGAUAUCGAAUAGUGACGAUGAUGACGACGACGAUAUGGACAUGGUUGAAGUACACGUACCAAUGGCAUCGCUAAUAGCGUAA
Molecule: messenger RNA, 1728 nt
Organism: Suillus subalutaceus
Lineage: Eukaryota; Fungi; Basidiomycota; Agaricomycetes; Boletales; Suillaceae
Exons: 3
Coding region: 1-1728 (575 amino acids)
Biological process (GO): nucleosome assembly
Cellular component (GO): nucleosome
Molecular function (GO): DNA binding
Source: RefSeq, a predicted model, not a curated record